Molecule: messenger RNA, 4988 nt
Organism: Octopus sinensis (East Asian common octopus)
Lineage: Eukaryota; Metazoa; Mollusca; Cephalopoda; Octopoda; Octopodidae
Product: protocadherin-18-like
Exons: 3
Coding region: 62-2896 (944 amino acids)
Biological process (GO): homophilic cell-cell adhesion
Cellular component (GO): plasma membrane
Molecular function (GO): calcium ion binding
Source: RefSeq, a predicted model, not a curated record
UCUCAUGUCGUCCGACCAACAGACAGCUUCACAUUGAUUCUUUUGGAUCUCUUCUUACCAAAUGGAAAACAUGUGGAUACAUCUGUGUUUUUUGUUUUCAUUAUUGGAAACUGUAUUUUCUGUAGAUUUAACAUAUCGAAUAGAGGAAGGUCAUAGUAUAGGUACCUACGUAGGUGAUAUUUCUGCUGAUAUUCAGCUAUUAGAGAGUGCCCCCGCACGAGACCGCACUCUUAUAUGGUUUAGCCAAUUACAAAAGGACGCAACCAGAGACUCACAUUUGUUUAACGUGUCUCGUGCGGGGAAACUGUACACGGCUCAAACACUGGAUGCCGAAUCGUUGUGUACAUAUAAUAGUGAGUGCUAUGAAACGGUGGACAUAGCCGUACAAAAGAAAGAAUCUUUCAUUAAAAUUUUAGAAAUAAAAGUGAUUAUUUUAGAUAUCAACGACAACCACCCCCAAUUCCCUUUUAAACAAAUUAAUCACCAGUUUUCAGAGAGUGACGGUAAAGGAACCACAAAGUCUAUACCCAACGCCAUUGACAAUGAUGUCGGCAUUAGAAAUUCGCAAAUAACUUAUCAACUCAGGAAAAACAGAGACGAACCAUUUAGAUUGUCAGUUUCCAAAAAAGUAGAUGGAACAUCGAAACUAGGAAUUGUUCUUGAAAAACCUUUAGACAGGGAAGUAAAAGACACUUACAACCUCCAGGUAAUAGCGAAAGACGGAGGAUAUUCACAAAAACAAGGUAUUUUAGAUGUCAAGAUUUCAGUGGCUGAUGUCAAUGACAAUUCUCCUGUAUUUAGCAAGGACCUUUACAAUGUAUCAAUCAGAAAUACCCACAAAAGAGAUAUACCCGUUGUCGUUUUAUCUGCCAGUGAUUCUGAUGACGGUAAAAAUGGUAAAGUAUCAUUCCAAUACAGUUCUAAGACGUCAGAAUUAUCCAAAUCUUAUUUCACGUUAAAUAAAAACACCGGAGAAAUAUUUUUACAGAGAAAAUUUUCUUCGCAACAAAAACAUAUGUACAAGUUAUUAGUGGAGGCCACAGACGGAGGCAUCCCUCCCCUUAGUUCUGCUGCCAUUGUUCUUGUAAACGUCAUAAAUCAAGAAAAUAACCCUCCGCUGAUUGAUGUCAAUUUUAUCUCUCAGUCCAAAGGGAUUUCCGAAGGGACCGAUGUUGGCAGCUUUAUAGCUUUCGUGAAAGUCACAGACGAAGAUGCUGCCAGAAACGGUGAAGUCAAUUGUGAUCUUGAGCACGAUAUUUUACAACUGCAGACUUUAGGAAGGAAAAAGUAUAAAGUGGUUGUAAAAAACCGCAUUAACAGAGAAACACAAAGCAACAUGCAGUUCACCAUUGUUUGUCGAGACAACGGUAUUCCCCCUCUAGAGACACGCAGUGAUUUUUCUCUGCAAGUCAUAGACAUCAACGAUGUGCAACCUCAGUUCACUAAAUCUGUGUUCAGGUUUUUAACGUACGAAAACGAAGAGGCGAAUUUCCCUGUCGGGUUCAUCAAUGCCACUGAUCCAGAUUUAGGGCCUGGGGGUCAACUAUCGUAUUCUUUAUCCACCGACAAUAACAUUCUGCUCCCGUUUGAGAUUUCAGAUUUCGGAUUCAUUUCGACACGUGACUCGUUAGACAGAGAGCAACAGGAUAUUUAUGAAUUCCAAGUUUUAGUGAAAGACAAUGGGAGUCCGUCACUAAGUAACACAGCUAAAGUAGUUGUGGAAGUAAUGGAUGAGAACGACAACGCCCCCUAUUUCACCUUCCCCAGUGUGAAAUCCUUCAGUUUGGAUGUUUAUUACAACCCACAAAGUGAAAACGACAUCACCACAUUAAGGGCCUCAGACAGAGAUAGCCAUGUAAACGCUUUCCUUCGCUACGAAAUACUCGGAGGAAACGACAGACAACUAUUUUCUGUUAGUCCUUAUACCGGAGUAGUGUCCUUCUCUCGAACUGUUUACCAAAACGAUGCCGGUCUAUACGAGCUUCAAUUUAUUGUCAAAGACAGUGGUAGUCCGAUGAUGUCUGCGACAACAACUUUGUCCGUGUCCCUGACCGUCAGCAACAAGACAUCGAAAAUGUACACGGCCCUCGAUGUGCAGUCGGAGGACAAAAUACAUAUAAAUUUCGUGAUAAUUACCAUAGUGGCAGCUGUCAUUGUAUCAGUAGCCAUCGUGGUUUCCAUAACCAUAUGUAUUAUCCAAAGAAACAACCAAAGAGACAUUCAAUAUUAUGAUGCUCCAGAAGUUUCUAACAAAUUUCUUUCGGAAAGCAAACAGUCCGAAUACAUGUCUGAUCAUCUUUCCACAAACUAUAACAUCCCCGUUACUAUGGUGAUUGACCAAAGCACCAACAGAAAUUCACCAGCAACGUUACCAAAACGAAAAUCACCCUCGGAUUAUAAAGCUCAAAGUUGGAAAGGGUCAUCUCUUGGAGUACAAUUACAUUCAAAUAUCCAGGGCUCUAAUCAGAUGUGUCUCCCAGAGACUGCUUGCGUUGUGAAAGAAGAAAAACUAGCAAUAAUGUCUCCAGAAAACUUCAGUGAUCUUUCAACCCUGUCUUCUUGUGGUGACAGUGGACGCGGCUGGAAUAUGGGAACAAGCACUCAUUAUGAGGAACUGGCAGAUCCUUACUCACUACAACCAAAGCACUCUAAGAUCGCCAGCAGAAAACCGAUGCCACCGAUGCUAAGCCGACCAAAGAACGCUAAAAGUUCGAGCAGCGACAGCGACCAGGGAAACAACAGUCCGAUUUCUUCCAACAGCAAUGACGUCAUCGAUCUUAAGUCAAUAAGAGGAGGCAGUAUCAGCAAAUUGCAACCGUGGAAUUUACCGUUACGAAAUAGCUUCACGUCUUACAGUAAACCUUUACCGGCAUUACCCAAAAUCCCAUAUUCGUAAUGAACGACUGAACCAAAAUAGGAAUAAAACGAAACAUUAAAAACCAAUUUAAAAAGCAGAUCCUUCACACGCAUGCGCAUACACAAUCACGUAGCCACCAUGCGCACACAAAAGACAGCUGCAAAUAAACACACCAUCACAUACAACCAUAUAUAGACAUAAAUUUUCUUCACACUACGCCUUCCAUUUUUAACCAGUUCUCCGCGUUCUGAGUUCAAAUCCCGCUGAGGUUAAAUUUGCCUUUCAUCCUUCCAGGAUCGAUAUAUAAAGUCUAGUCAAGUACUGGGUAGAUUCUUCUUUCCCUCCCUCCCUUCCUUCCUCACUCUCCACCGUUUUCUUUUCUUCCUUGAUUGUUGCACCUUUAAUCCAAAGGUCCAACCUUGUUAUACAUUAUGCCGAGAGAUUUACGCUAAGGGUGCACGUGUCUGAGGAGUUCUCGUCCACUUGCACGUUCGAAUCACGAGAAGGAAUGCAGUUGGUUGAACAAUUGGCUGGAACUCUUUGGUUUCUUUGAUCAUAGGGCUUUUUCAUUAAAGAUGACCAAAGAUCACAACAACAAAAACAACACACACACACACAUACUACCCUCUCUAUCUCUCUCCCUCAUAGAUACACACACUCCCUCUUUCUUUCACACACAAAUAAGGAAUUCUUUCACUCACUAUUUCACACACACGGGGAUACACUCACAUCAUUCCCCACCGACAUUCAAGCUGUGGAUAUCUCGUCUCCUUCACGGCCAUUACAGUACUUUUAUAUUCCCACUGUAUUUAUCCAGUUUAUUUCCGCCAUUAAAUUAAUGUGUGUGUGUACGUGCGUGUGCGUGUGUGUGUGUGUGUGUGUGUAUGUGUGUGGAGACUGUUGAAGGAGCUUUUCGGGGUAAAUUCUUGUGGAUCAGUAGACCGUUUAGACACACGGUUCUUUUUCUUUUACUUUAUUUUAUUAUCAUUUUUUUUUACCUUUUUUCUGUUUUGGCUCAUUGGCAAACAACAUCCACCCCCACCCCACCCCCUACACACACACAUACAGACACACACACAAACACAAACGAGAAAUAGUCCGCACUCAUUUGAGCAGCGAGAUUGACGCAACCGAAUUUUACUCAGAUGAUAUCCUACGGUCCUAAAAGAAAGACAGAACACUUUAAAUAAUGUAAUCCUAAAUGUCCAAGAAAAAGACGAGAUAGUCACGGCCGGAAUACAUUUCAUUAUAGAUCUGCUCACUAAGAGAUGACUUGGGGCUAACAACAACAACAACAACAGCAACAACAAUUAAACGUGGUAAACAUAAUAAAAAGUAAUACCAACAAAUUGACAAACAAUAAAACACAAGCACACAAAAAACAUAAACAACUCUUGGGGUAACUUCCUCUGGUCGCUUGAUCUGCUGAAAAUGACAGCCAAAUCUCCCUGAAAUUAAACAGUGCCGUCUUGUGAACGAUACAUUUCCUAAUGUAUUAUAGAACUGGCUACGCAAUGCCUUGAUAUAGGACGUUUUGGUCACGUCUGGAAUACCUUUGAUCGUCAAUCUGCUCGAUCAGAGAUGACGUGGAGUUAAAGAACACCAGCAAAAAACAACAAUAUAUGUAAAAAAAAUUGAUUCUACCCACUCCUCUUUACAAAGAAAAAUGCUUUUUACCUACACAUGCUUCGGGAGUUGAAAACGGUAGAUCUUGUGGUGCAGCAGAGCAUCGCGUGAUUCUGUUGAAAAUAUAAUAAUAAUAAUAAUAAUAAUAAUAAUAAUAAUAAUAAUAAUAAUAAUAAUAAUAAUAAUAAUAAUAUAAUAAUAAUAAUAAUAAUUAAUAAUUAAUAAUCUUUUUUAUUUAUUUAUUUUCUUUUUGCUACAAGGGUGAUGAAUGAAGUGGGGACGCUCAUCAAUAUAAAGCCAAGUUCGAAUAUAUCGCGAUUGGUUUCAAGAGAAACGAGUAUAACUGUAAUAAUAUUCGAUGACGAUUAUGAUGAUGAUGAUGAUUUUAAUAAUAAUACUACAAUCAAUAGCGACGCCAAUGAAAGCGAUGUGAUCGAACAAAGACUUAAAAAGUGACAUCUCACGGCGUUACUAAAAAACAAUCCAUAUGUUAAUUAUUGAUCCA